Asterias rubens (European starfish) is the source of this 5806-nucleotide messenger RNA. RefSeq names its product programmed cell death protein 7-like. The record is from RefSeq and is a predicted model, not a curated record. Lineage: Eukaryota; Metazoa; Echinodermata; Asteroidea; Forcipulatida; Asteriidae. The transcript is spliced from 9 exons. Bases 378 to 2867 code for a protein of 829 amino acids.
ACUGCGGCUGCACGGACGGACGGACGGCGGGGAAUGUGUUUGAACUUUCUAAAAGUAGCCGCUACAAGAAUCCAACAAUAAAAGACAACAAUCAAAAGUCAGCAUGUUUACAAACUUCUGGUCAGGGUUGUUUACAAAUUAAGCAGCUUUGUUUGAGUUUGAUCAUAUUGACUGCUUGGUGGUGAAGUGUGGUCUCCGCUCGGGUCUGUGUGUGGAUGCGGAUAGAAUUAGAACAGAGUUUUCUCGGCUGCAUGUGAAUAUGAUAAUAUGAUUGUUGUUGUGGGUUGAUAAUUUAGUUUACUGUUAAACCAUAGACUUUUAGAACAUUACUAGAGCAAGGACCAGUGCAUAGAGCAAGGCCAAGAAAGAGUGAAACCAUGGAUAGAGGUCAGCGGCAAGGAGGCAGUCGGUGGAGCCAAAAUAAAGACGGUUUUGAUCCUGGGAAGAAUGUUCCUCAGCAUCGACAUCAACCAAACCGGACUGAGUCAGUUUCAAAUACCCCAGCAGCUUUAGAUCAGUUCUUGUCUGGAAUCUCUAUCGAGCGCAACAACCAACGAGAACCUGCUAGUGGUGGAGAUAGGUCACAGAUGGGUGCAGCUUUGGGGCAUCAUCAAGGGCCUCCGAUAGCCAGACAUUCUCUGCCUGGUGUCCCGCCUCCUGGCAUGCAGAUACCCGGUGCCAAUCCGCUUGGUGCCCUGCCUCCUGGCAGCAGGCAGAUGCCUGGAAUCAAUCCAUCCGUUGCCCCGCAACCGGGCAUCAUGGCGAGUAUGACGCCCAGUUCCUUAGUGUCUUCUUCCCAGGAAUGGGAUUCCUACCAGGGAGCAAACAAGACGCCAAACUGGCAGGUUCCUCCACCACCUUUUGCAUUCAGAAAUCAAAACCAGACACAAGAUCCCACCAUGAAUUGGCAACAUUCUGUCGCCAGUAAUGUGAGACAGAAUAAUUCAAAGAGUGGAAACAAUUCAGAGCAAAGGAAUGCUCCAACUUUUAACAGAGCAGCAGCAAAUCUUUUGCCAUCUUCAAUGGAGCAGUCCUCAUCAAGUGAACGGCCCCCUCAAGAGCAACAGAGAAUGUCAAGGGAACGACAACAUCCAUUAAGACCUGCCCAGUCUGGUCAAAAUCAAACUGAUCCACUCCAAUCCGAGACUCGACCGACCCAACAACUUCAAAGAAACUUUCACAACCAACAUCAAGUACCAAGAUUAAAUCAUCAAGACCAGCAACACAACCAACAGUAUCAACAGAAGCAAGGGCCACGCCCUCAACAACCCGAACCCCACCCACACCAGUUUGGACCCCACUUCGGAGGGGAGCCCCAUCACCGAUCCCAGCAGCCUUAUUAUCCACCUCACCAUGAGCACCAAGAACAAAAUCUACCAGGGGUUGGCGGUUUGCAUGAGCGAGAUGGACCAGAGCCAUUUAGAUCACAUCCUCCAGGACCACCCCCUCAAGGAUCCUCCCAAGCUAGACCACUACUUCCAUCAGGACCACACCCUUCAGGGCCACACCCUUCAGGAUCACAUCCUCCAGGACCACUCCCUCAAGGAUCCUCCCAAGCUAGACCACUGCAUCCAUCAGGACCACAACCUUCAGGACCACACCCUUCAGGACCACACCCUUCAGGACCACACCCUUCAGGACCACACCCAUCUCCAAGGAUGCACCAACCAUUUCACUCAAAACCUCCGAAUUUCCAACCACCACGGAUGCCUCCUCAAGAUUCGAGGCAUCAACAUAAUCCAGGAUUUGUUCCAAGGCCCUUCCCCAUCUCAAAUCAAAAUCGACUUCCGCCGCCUCCUCAGAUUGUGCCGGAGAAGUCUCAAAGAGAUAAGGACGAGGAAUGGAUGAAAGACUGGUUGAUGAAGAGGAAGAUUGGCCAACCUUUGAAAACAAAUGAAAAUACGCCCACAGCAAACACUGUCAAUGAUGGACGACAGUUGGUAGUGGACCUGAUGCAAACUCUACAACAGUUGGCCGAGCUCAAAGAAACACUGAGUCAACGCAUCAAAAGAGAUGAAUCGUCAUGGCAAUAUGAAUGCAGGAGAGUAAAUAGACAGAAGGAAAAAGUCGAAGCGUUACAGUCCAGGUUGUUUGGGUCUGAGUUCCUUGAUCUACUUCAGAAUAAAAUAAAGAAGAGGAAGAAGAAAAGGGAGAGAAUUAAGAGACAAAGGCAGCGUCAAUAUCAGAUGGAACUAGAAGUUGAGGAAAGACGAGCAAAACUUCACUCGAAGAUUGACGCCCGACUGGCCAAGGAAUUACAAACCUAUCAAGAUUCGAAAAGGGAAGCUGAACUGCAAGAGGAGAUUGACAAGACUUUAUAUGAAGUCCGUAAGAAGAAACAAGAAGCUUCCCAAACACUGGAUCUCAUCAAAGGCUUGAAGAAGCUUCGGCAGCUCAGGAAGGAUGCUGCACAGGUCAAAGGUAUUCAAACAUCUAGGGAGGCAGAUAUCGCAUUUGACCGCAAACUGAAACCACUUGAAGAACUUAUGAGCAAACAACGAGAUUUGUAUCGAGAGGAAGAAAAAACUAUGCAGGUGAUGCUUGAGGAGGAGCACGAGGAGUACAAGGAACAAGAACGGAAGAAGAUGAGGAGGAGGCAGGAGGAGAAAGCCCUCAAGGAGAUGCAGGCAAACAUGAAAGUCAUCUUCGGCAAAGAUGAGUUAGUUGGACAAGACGCCCGACUGUUUCCCUUUCAGCAAUUCUAUCACCAGGCGGAGAGUAACAUGCAUGCCUUAGUCGACAUUAGGCGCCAGUGGGACCCGUACCUAGUUCCAGACGCGGAUCCUGAAGGAUCGUCAAUACCGGUCUCAUGGGUUCUACCAUCGGAACCAAGCAGCACUGCAUGGGCAUCAGUUCUUGAUACUUAAAACGGGUAAAUUGGACAUCGUUUCCCAACAAUGGAGGUGGACUGGAUCGAGUGCCUGGUUGGGAUAGAGCCUCCACCCCACCACCAACCCCAGGAUAUUCGUGAUACAUUCCUCCAUCAUUCUCAUUCAACUGUAACAAACAACACCAUCUACAAGAACAAUUGUCACCUGCUCAGAAUGUGCCAUGAGUGGACUUUUGGAUAAAUCCAACUUUGCUAAAGGAUCUUUUUUCUUUCAAUCAAGAAAAACAAUAUUAAGACUUUUUGCUGUUAAUGAAUUUCCCCCCGUUAUCACUUUAUACAAUGUAUUGACCUUAAGCACAUGAUGUCAAUAAGUAGGGCGCCCUCAUCUCGUCUAGAGUAAAAAAAAAAAUGAAAAAGGUAGCUCAUUCUGCCCAUCAUGUGCCUCGCGCGUACAUACAGCGCGUUUCCAUUAUUUCAUCACCGUUUUAUUCCAAGAUGGCAGCCUGAUGACAUCAAUGCAUAAUGUUCAUACUUUCCAAAUCAUGAAUUAAUAAGGAAGCUUUCUUAAGUUUAGGCAAAUGUGAAGAAUUUAGUAAUAAAAAGGAGACAAUUAUUUUGAAGUUUUUACAAAUUUAGUUUAUUUGUACAUCUCUGUAUGCAAUGACCGCACCGAAUACAUCGUGUGUUUUUUUUGGGGGGGGUAUAGGGGCAAGGACUUCGACAAAAGCAUCUUGCUUAGCUGUACAUUAAAAGGUUACUACAAAAAUUGUCAUCAUAAAAAUCAUACAACAUCAAAUUAAUUUUGGUAAUAAAUAUGGUUACAAAAUAUGUAUUUACAGAUUAGUUUGAUUGUUAGUGCACUGCAAAGCAGAGUUGCAAGUUGAGAAGGUUCGAGUAUGAGGACAACUACUUCAACCUCCUUUCCAUAGGAAGUGCGUACAACUUGGCUUUAAAGUGUAUGCCAUUCAUCAUGAAUUACAGAAAGAAAUGACUGUUGGCACUUUGAAAUCAAACUGUUUAUAACUCUGCAGUGUUUGGGCCUUGUCACACGAGGCAACUUUAACAGGCAACUUGGAGGCAACCAAAUGCAGUGCAUGCUACAGGAAUACGGUGGCCAACAAGUCAUUUUACAAACGGUGUCUUACGAUCCAAGUAAACAAAAAAGGGUAACCAUUGAAAUGUGAAUGGCUUUUCUUUUUGGAGAUUGCCUGGAACUGGUUGCCUGUGAUUUGCCUCGUGUGACAUGGCCCUUGAGACAAUGAAAACACAUGGCAGAUCUUACAAAAUUUCCAGAUUAAAGUUCCCAGAUGCCAUCUUUAUGGGCAACUUGGGUUCUGGCUUCGAGCUGUCUAAAUUUUCUACCCAGCCAAGUAAUUCACCACUCAAUCAUGCAAGGAAAUCGAUAGAAUUCCUGCCAGCCACACGUGGUAUUUACGCAUAACACAUAGUUGGGCGUUCAGAAAACAACUGUCAUUGCCCGAAAAGAUGGCUGACUGUACACUGUGACGUCAAGUUGGAACUACAUGUAUAACCAGAAUAACAAACUCAAUGUUCACAUUAAUGACUUUAGCUACAGCAAAAUAUCCCAAUAAUUUAGUUUAAAAUUACCUUGCCCCUAACACAACAUUGAAAAAUACUUUCCUACAUACAAAGCCAUAUACUUUUGAAAAGUAAAACCGUUUCUUGUAAGCGCAAUGUUAGACAAGUAUAAAAAAAUAAGACACUAUUAACGCUUUCAAUUCUUCACCAAAAAUAUCACAGACUUUUGUAAUUAGAAGCACGCAAAAAAUGUACUAUGCCUUAAACACUAGAAAAACCAACUUUUUAAACUUUCGUAUCUCCUCACAAGGACAUGUUUACAUCACAGUGUGGACAUGUGUAAGUCCACAUAGUGUUCCAAGUCCCUAAAUUGUGAGGUCCCGCUCUUCGUAUGUAAUGCUUGCCCACCGUGCACCUUGCAGUGUGAUGACUGGGCAAGACUUGACCUACUUCUAAAUAACAAAAAGGUCAACGUAAAGGUCAUGUCCUGAAUUGACAUUUUCCAGUGCUUCCCAUGUUGACAUAUGAUACUGUCUACAUUUCUAAAUAUUCCACACACAUUUUUUACUGGAAAAAGUGUGUUAAAAUCAAUAAUGGCCGUGGUGAUGAUCAUACAGAAAGUGCAGAAAUGACACAACAGGUUAUCAUAUUACAGUUACACACUAAUCUUAAUCCAAACCCUGACCCUGACCCUAAGCCUAGCUUGUAGAUCACGAGGGGUAACCGGAACAUGUGGUUUUAAAAAAAAAAGUGAGUGUCAGACCUGGAGCAGUCACUUUGACUGUAAUAUGAUAAUAGUGUUGGCAUUGCACCCAUGUUUAUUAUAACACUGCAUACUCAAUGUAGUGGGGGGGGGGGGGGUCAAAAGUCUACUGUUUUUACUCCUGAUGCAAAGAUUCACAUCUUUAAAAAAGCAGGCACGAUAUUUGACCCUUCGGGAAAACUGAAAUUGGUAAAUGAUCACAAGGGCUUCCCAGCGACCAGGACUAUAGGUUUUACAUAUUUUCUUCCAGGGUAGUUCAAAACAAAACAAAACUACUGAUGGAGAGAAAAAAAGAGAAGCAGGAAAUUUGAUUAAAACAGGAAGAUGCUGGAUCAAAAUGGAAAGAUUUGACGCCUGUUUAAAAGACUUGCAUUAGUCAUGCAUUGUGAGGGUCGAAUUAAACAACUUUGACAAAAUAUAUGAUAUCGAUCUAAAAGAUAGCUUUUAGAUUUGUUUAGCAGAUUUCCAUAAUUUGUUUCAAAAUGACAAAAUUUGUGUUUAUUUUUGUUCUUCUUUUUUCUAAAACUGAAAUGUGACCCUUGUACUUUCACGAAGCAUUUUCAUUGAUUAAGGUAAAAUAGUGUACAAUUUCAAGGGGGUUCAGAACUUGCCUUUUUGUUUAAAACAAUAUUUGUACACAAGUUAGUUAACAAAUUUAACGAGAAAAAAAAAAA